Molecule: messenger RNA, 3423 nt
Organism: Plasmodium inui San Antonio 1
Lineage: Eukaryota; Apicomplexa; Aconoidasida; Haemosporida; Plasmodiidae
Exons: 1
Coding region: 1-3423 (1140 amino acids)
Biological process (GO): protein import into nucleus
Cellular component (GO): cytoplasm; nucleus
Molecular function (GO): nuclear import signal receptor activity; small GTPase binding
Source: RefSeq, a predicted model, not a curated record
AUGCAUAACAGCUGUUUCGAUAAUAACAAUUCGUACAUGGAAUGGAAGCCAAACGAGAAGAUAUACAAAACCGUUAUACAAGCGCUCGAGUCCUCAUGCAGCAGUUCGAACAACAGUGUCCAAAUUGAGGUAACCAAAAUUUUGAAGGACCUAAAUGAAAAUGUAGCAGAUGCAGCUCUGUAUCUACUGCACAUCUUCAUGAACAAACAGGAGAAAAAUGAUGUGAGGCAAGUGGCUGGGUUGUUAUUAAAAAAUUAUAUAAGCUCAAAAAAUAAAUUUCUAAAUAACGAAAUUUUAAAAAUAAUAAAGAAUGAAAUUUUCAAGCUAGUAGAAGAUGAAGUGAAAGAAAUAAGGAACACUGCAGGUUCUGUAAUAACGACCAUAUUGACAAAAUACGAAGGCAUAGAUAAAUGGCCAGAAGCAUUAUACAACUUAUUGCUACUGAUCGAACGAGGGAAUAAUGAUGUAGUGGAUGGAGCCUUCCGUGCGAUAAUAAUCAUAAUUGAGGACGAAUUAAUGAAUAGAAAAAAUGCAGAUUCUUUUUUCUUCCAAUUUUGUAAGAGCCAAUUGUUACAAAAGCUAUUUGCAUAUUGUUCCCCACAAGAAAAAAGCAUAAAGAAAAAAUAUGCCGCCGAAUGUCUAGAUUUGUUUAUAACAUCAUCCUGCUUCACAACCAAUGGAGUGUUCAAUGAUUAUUUCCCGCAGUUAUGGGAAUGCCUAGGAUUUCUAGCCUCCGAGGAGGACACGCAAAUUUUAAAAAUAGUAGUAACGUGUAUGACUAUGAUCACGGACACAAGGUACUCCUCUAUAUUUAACAACCUAGAUGCGAUCAUACAAUUUAUGGUAAACGCCACAAAUUCAUGUGAUAGGAAGGUUCAAUUAGAGGCUCUGGAGUUCUGGCCCGUCUUCAUUAAGGAUAGAAGCUACAUUGCCUACUCCAACUACAAUAAUAACAGCAAGACAAAUGACAUAAACAAAGUGGAUAGCUACAUAGACGAGAAUGUGUACAAGAAUAUAAACGAGUUACGAAAUGAAGCGUUGAAAAUAUUAAAAAACUAUUUGCCUUACUUGUGUAAAAUAUUGGUAGACAACACGGUGUAUACCAAGUGGGAUUAUUUAACCAUGGAUGAAUCCCACUUCCAAAAUGAUAAUGCUAAUGUGCCUGACUUGAUCCAGGACAUCUCCCCAGAAAUGUACAACAAUAGUAGUAAAAAUAAUGACCUCAACGCACAGCACGUGCAGGAAGAAAUGAAAUUAAACAAGAUGAAUAGCAACAGUGACAAUCAUACACACAUGGGGAGUAACUCCCGCAAUGGAAUUAUGAAUAGUAACAAUGGAAAUAGCAUUGGAAGCACCAACGCAGGAGGUGAAGGUGGAGAAGGAGGAGUAGGACGAGGGGGCGAAAUGAUGCAACCCGGGGAUCAAACAAAUAAUGACAACCAUGUGGAUGAUUAUACCGAUGAUGACGAUGAAAAGAAUGACGAAGUGACGGCGAGGACGUGGGGAAAUGAUUGGACCGUAAGGAAAGGAGCUGCUUUAUGUCUCGAUUAUUUAUCCAAUGUGUAUAAUGACGAAAUAUUGGAAUUUAUCCUACCACACAUAGAAGAGAAACUAAUGAGUGACAAGUGGAACAUAAGGGAAAGUGCAGUACUAACCCUAGGCGCGAUAGCGAAAGGUUGCAUGUAUAGCCUCUCCCCAUUUAUCCCCAAAGUGUUAGAAUAUUUGUUAAAAUUGUUAAACGAUGAGAAGCCCCUAGCGAGGAGUAUCUCCUGUUGGUGCCUAACUAGAUUCUCAUCGUGGAUAUGUCACCCAGACAAUUGCGGCAAAUGGUUUGAACCAGUUUUGUUAAACCUGUUAAAAAGAAUUCUGGAUACAAAUAAAAGGGUACAAGAAGCAGCUUGCUCCUCCUUUGCCAAUUUAGAAGAAGAUGCGUUGGAUUUACUUAACAACUAUCUUCACGAAAUUGUCCACACGAUUCAACAGGCAUUUCAAAUAUAUCAAGCGAAGAAUUAUUUCAUCCUCUUCGAUGUCGUGGGUACAUUAAUUGACAGUGUAAACAUUGUCAAAGAGAAUAACGACUUGGCUCACCAAAUUGUGAAUUCGAUAUUGUCCAAGUGGAACAACAUACGUAUAAGUAGCCCAUAUAUCAUAGCCCUAAUGGAGUGCAUAUCCUGCAUUACAAGUGCCUAUGGCAAAGAAUUUUUAAAAUAUGCAAAAAAUGUCAUAAGGACGUGUAUCAAAUUUUUGGUCCUACUAUACAUCGAUUUAGAGGAAGAGAUAAUAUAUUACUACAGUAAAAAGGCAGGAAAUACAAACUCGUUUAUAGUUAAUCGGAACAACAUAUCCGUGACGGCAAGUGAGUUGCUAGCUUACUACAAAAUUAAUAAUGAUGAUUAUUUUACCACGCUGAAAGAUAUCGAUUCCAUUUCUCCUUCCAAGAAAAAAGACCUUAUUGAAUGCAGCUUUGAUUUAUUGUCGAGAAUUUUAAGUGUUAUUAAUUCGAAUAUUAUGAACAUAAUAAGCGAAAAUGAGUAUAAUUUUAUCCCCCUUGUACAUAGAUAUUGCCUAAAGUUUGAAAAUAUCAAAUUUGAUGGAGUGCUAAAUAGCAAGCUAAUGAUGAAUCAGGGGUUCAACAAGCAGGUCUUCUCCCCGGAAGGAAACCCCUCUUCUUCUUCAUCAUCAUCGGCCGUUAAAAAUGGAAGAAUAGUAAUUUCGAAGGAGGAAGAAAAUGACGAGUGUACAGAAUUGGCGAAACAUUUUUUAAAUUUUGGCAUACUACAAUCAAAUUUUGCCCUCAUAGGAGAUAUUUCCCGAUUUUGCGCCCAAUAUUUAAUACACUACUUGAAUGACAUUAUCCCCUUUCUCAUUGCACACAUUACACACCCCUCAACGCCGGUGUCCAAUAAUGCCAGCUGGGCCAUUGGAGAAAUUAGCAUACACAUCAACCCUCAGUACAUGGAGGUGUACGUGGAUGAAAUAAUUAAACAGCUUAUUUACAUUUGCCAGAAUUCAAAGUAUCACGGCUGCUUGCUACAGAAUAUAUGCAUCACUUUAGGGAGGCUAUCCUCCACCUAUCCCAAGAAAAUCAUUUUUUAUUUCCCCCAGUUUUUAAAAACAUGGUUAAAAAUUAUGUCACAUGGCACCCAGGAAAACGAAAAGAUUAAUUCAGUCAAAGCUAUCUUAGAAACGCUCUACCUAAAUCUCGACAUCGCUGCGGAAAACUUACAGGAAAUUGCUUAUAUCAUACUUAAGUACAAGUACGUAUCUCAGAAUGUGAACAUUUUUUUUCACCAGUUUCUAGCCACUAUGAAGCAGAAGUACCCCACACAGUGGAAGGGAAUUUACAGCUCCACGAGCGACUCCCUCUCCUCUCCCAUCCCCAGCGACAUGUUGAGCGAUUUGAGCACGCGGUUUAAUUUAUAG